Messenger RNA from Hydatigera taeniaeformis, 519 nucleotides. The record is from the annotation of a GenBank genome assembly. Lineage: Eukaryota; Metazoa; Platyhelminthes; Cestoda; Cyclophyllidea; Taeniidae.
AUGUAUGAGUUGCGGCGCGCCUGCAACCUCACUCGCCUACGCAACAUUGUGAUCGCGCCGCUUGUAGAAGAAAUCAUCUUCCGUGGCUGCAUCCUUUUCCACCUUCAACGCCGAUACGACUCUUGUGGCGCUCUUUGUCUCGGCUCUGGUCUCCUCUUCUCGAUCUCGCAUUUUCAUCAUGUGGUGGAGAAGGUUUACGCUGGUCUUGCGAUACGCGAGGCUCUCUUGGACGUUUUGGCUCAAGUGCUGAUGACCGCAAUGUUUGGUGUCUACUCAACUCUGCUUGUUCUAAGAAGCGGUCAUCUAGCAGCGGCGGUUGGAGUGCACUCGCUGUGCAACGCUAUGGGAAUGCCUGACAUUGCUGGUGAGAUGCAUUUGGCGGAGAUUCGUGAUCCCCAGCGAGGCAGACGCGUGUAUAUAGCUCUCCUCCUAAUCGGUUUUUUUGGCUGGCUCCUACUCAUUGGGCCGGCGUCAACCCUCUUCGGCCUUUCAGAUCCGAUCCGCUGUCGUCUGCCCUAG